Salmo salar (Atlantic salmon) is the source of this 1751-nucleotide messenger RNA. RefSeq lists its product as uncharacterized. The record is from RefSeq and is a predicted model, not a curated record. NCBI's taxonomy places the organism in Eukaryota, Metazoa, Chordata, Actinopteri, Salmoniformes, Salmonidae.
GUUUUGUCUUUUCUACCGGAUGUUGAUCAACGUCGAUCAUUCAGCCAUCGUGAGAUUUCCGUGUAUUGAGCGCUCGUCAGAACUGCCGAAAUGUCUACAAACGGGUCUUUCCAGGCACAACUUUCUUCAAUUAUGGAGACGCUGACGACGUCUGCCGUUGCAGAGAUUACAAAACUGGUCGAUUACAGUUCUGCCCUUCUAUUCUCGGAGAUAUCCCGACAACAGGGAGAGAACGACGCUCUUCGGAAGGCAUUGCACUGUAUGCAAAUCGAGCUCGGGACCGAGAGCCCAAAGCGGGUCACCUCUUCUGUUGAUAUAUCUGUAGAAGUUCAGCUUUGCGACGAGAUCCAGAAUAAUAAAGCCGUGGGGGACCAGUGGUUUCCGGGCAAACAGUUGGUUCUGAGCGAGAGGCACUAUGGAGUUGAUGCUGCCAUCGAAGUGGGAGAAACCAGUGCAGCGCAGAACAGAUGUCCUGACGUGAAACAGAUCAUUUUACAACCAGACCCUAAAGGUGGUCUGUCCCUAGAAGAUGAUUUCCAGGCCAUGGACGAGAGUCAGUCAGAGGCGUACCACAGCUCCACAGCAGAGCCCAAGGAAGAAGACACCAGCCAAGGCUUCAGCGAGGAGCUGGAGAUGUGGGUCAAGUCUGAGCCGGGGUCAGAGAGCGACACCGUCGGCUUCACCCCCAGUGUCGCAGAAAACAAGAUGGUCGACCACCUCACGGGCAGGGAAAUGCACGCCUGUUCAUACUGCAACAAACGCUUCAACUACCGUAGCCAGGUGAUAAUCCACGAGCGGGUUCACACGAGGGAGAGGCCGUUCGUCUGCAAACAGUGCGGCAAGGGUUUCUCCCAGAUUAACAACCUCAAGAAGCACCAGCUCUGUCACAGGGGAGGGGAGGGGAAUCACGAGUGUGGCAAGGCGUUCUGCCAAGCCCAGAGCCUGAAGAAUCACAUGGUGGCAGCUCACGGCUUCGGCACAAGGUUGGACUGCGAGACGUGCGGCAAGACGUUUCACAAUAAGAAAGCUCUCAUCGCACACUCCACCAGUCACAGCAGGGCUUUCGGCUGCGAGCUAUGCGGGAAUGCUUUCGGUACGAAACAAACUCUUAAGACCCACCAGUUUACUCACACGGGUGAGCGUCCAUUCAUCUGCAACUACUGCGGCAAGAGCUUUGCCUACCUCUGUAACCUUAAAACUCACAAGAGGGUUCACACUGGGGAGAAGCCCUUUGGCUGUGAGUGGUGUGGCAAGUGUUUCACUCAGAAACACUGCCUGGAGAAACACUUGUGUAAAGAUUAAAGAGCUGUAGAUAUACAGAGUAACUGCAGUAAACUACCGUCUAUGUUUACACCAAAUGUUCCAUGGCCGUAACAUUCUAAUCUGCGUUCUGACUAGAAUGUUGUGGUCUUGUAGUCUGGGUACCAGUCUGUUUAGCUAACGUUCCACUCCUUGUGCUUUGGGCCAUAGAGACUGGCCUUUCUUCAAUCUCAGCGUUUAAUAUGCAGCUGGAUUUUGCGAGGAGUUGCUGAUUUGUUGUUGGAAAUAACGUUAUUGUUUGGCAAUGGCACAGAGUACAAGGAGUGGAACGUUAGCUAAACAGACUGGUGCCCAUGCUAGUGGUCUUGUGCUAUCAUGGGGGAAAUUGUAAACCUAAAACCAAGUUUGUUGAACUCUGCGUAUUCUAUUGCUUUGUUGAGGAGACUUAAGUGUCUCGAGUAAAGUGUCUACAUGUGUGUGGGACAGAUUGA